Panicum virgatum (switchgrass) is the source of this 4096-nucleotide messenger RNA. Its product is annotated as peroxidase P7-like. Bases 121 to 1119 code for a protein of 332 amino acids. The transcript is spliced from 9 exons. The record is from RefSeq and is a predicted model, not a curated record. Gene Ontology annotation, molecular function: peroxidase activity; heme binding. Lineage: Eukaryota; Viridiplantae; Streptophyta; Magnoliopsida; Poales; Poaceae. Gene Ontology annotation, biological process: response to oxidative stress; hydrogen peroxide catabolic process.
GUGUCCUCGCACACUCCAUCGAGCUAGCUUCACGAGUGAAUUAGUUGAGUGAUAGCUCAAUUAGUUAGCCGAUUACGUGGCACGCGCUGCUUGUUGCAGGAGCUGUUGAGCUAGCUAGCAAUGGCAACCUCGAUGGCUCGCCGAUUCGUGGCGGCGGCGUGCGUCGCGGCCACGGCGUUCGCGCUCUUGGCAGCGCCCAGCAGCGGGCAGCUGGACCCGCACUUCUACGACAAGGCGUGCCCGGUGGCGCUCCCCACCAUCAGGAGGGUGGUGGAGGAGGCCGUGGCGGCGGAGCCGCGCAUGGGCGCCUCGCUCCUGCGCCUCCACUUCCACGACUGCUUCGUCAACGGGUGCGACGGGUCGAUCCUGCUGGACGACACGCCCUUCUUCACCGGCGAGAAGAAGGCCUCGCCGAACGCCAACUCCGUCCGCGGCUUCGACGUGAUCGACCGCAUCAAGGCCGCCGUCAACGCCGCCUGCAGGGGCAACGUCGUCUCCUGCGCCGACAUCGUCGCCGUCGCGGCACGUGACUCCGUCGUCGCGCUGGGAGGGCCGUCGUACAACGUGCCGCUGGGCCGCCGGGACGCGCGCACGGCGAGCCAGGCGGCGGCGAACAGCAGCAUCCCGGCGCCGACCUUCGACCUCGGCCGCCUCGCCUCCAGCUUCGCCUCGCACGGCCUCUCCCUCCAGGACCUCGUCGUGCUCUCGGGCGGCCACACGCUGGGCUUCUCCCGCUGCACCAACUUCCGGGACCGCCUCUACAACGAGACCGCCGCCGCGCUGGACGGCGCCCUCGCGGCGUCGCUCCGGGCCGUGUGCCCGCGCGCCGCCGGCAGCGGCGACGACAACCUGGCCCCGCUCGACCCGACGCCCGCGCGGUUCGACGGCGCCGCCUACUUCGCCUCGCUGCUGCGGCGCAGGGGCGUGCUGCACUCGGACCAGCAGCUGUUCGCCGGCGGCCUCGGCGCCACCGACGCGCUCGUGCGGUUCUACGCCGCGAACCCCGACGCGUUCCGGAGGGACUUCGCGGAGGCCAUGGUGAGGAUGGCCAGCCUCGGCCCGCUCACCGGUGCCAGCGGCGAGAUCCGCUACGACUGCAGGAAGGUGAACUACUCCUGAGCGAGUGGUGUCCGUUCGCGCGCGCGCGAGGAGCUUUUGCCGUACAGUGUACUGUUCAGUCCAGAAGUGUCGUCGCGUCAAACAGAGUGCUUAAAGUUCAGUUACAUUUUCUACAUUCACGUCCUGAGAUUAGUAACUUUUUUUUUCGUAAUUUUUGUUUCAUCAUGUGUUGUACUCCUACGCUUUUUCAGUUGCAUUGGUUGAGGAACCAAUAAGUGUUUCUAAGACAGAUGGAGGAUGAUCUGCAUCUUUUUGGUAACGCUGGUGUGCCCAAAUCAUCUUUUUGUAGCAGCUGCACGGGAUUUCUGCUUGUGCGUUCAGUUGGUGGACCUACUAGCAUUUUGCGGUUGCUGCGACUCGCCUAGCUUUACAACCUCUGCAAUGAGCUUGUGACUCCUUUUUUUUUAAUUAGAUAGUACAACUCAUACACACAACGCACGCACACUCACAUCUAUGAACAUACGAGUACAAAUCCUAUUCCCAUUGAGCAUCUUUGAAGACUGAGCUGAUAAAUUCUCGAGAUUGACGAAGUCAUCAUAUGCGCCUCACUAUCACCGGAAACAUUGCCUAGCACUGAAAGCACAAUGUAACGUCGCCUACCACUGAAAGCACAAUACUAUUAAAUUCUAGAAUAUUCAUUUCCAGGAAGAGUCGAAUCUAGAAUUUGAUGCGCUACGGAGACUCGUGUUCUGCGCCCCCUUACUCCAUUUUUGCUUCCUUUGUGACCAAAGGAUCAAUACUUCAGCACAAAACGUUCAUAUGGUCUUUUUUUUUUGCGACUUCAACGUUCGGUCUUAUAGUCUUACAAGCCCAACACGAGAAAGCCCAUCACAAUGUUCGGCCCAGAAACUCCCAACUACUAUACUGCCCCCCCCACCCACCGGUUGUCUACUUGUCUUCUUAUCCGCCCUGUCCUGUCCCGCCGCCGCCGCAACGUCGUCGUGGCUUCUCCGGAGACCUAUCUCCUCCGCCCUCCUAGCGAGGCGCGCUACCCCUAGAAUCCUGCGCAGCACCAUCUGCUAUUCCUCCUCCACAUCCGCCCCCGCCGCACCACCGCCGUCUCCGCCUCCGCCUCCGCCUACCACCUCCCCCGGCGAUGGGGGCGGCGGGAUGAGAUGGGAGUCGGCGCGGAAGAAGAGGGUGGUGCUCCGCGUCGGCUACGUCGGCACCGAGUACCGAGGCCUUCAAAAGCAGCGGGAGCUUAGCGCGGACUCGACCAUCGAGUCAGUCUUGGAAUCUGCCAUCUUCAAGGCGGGGGGCAUUCUUGAGAGUAAUUAUGGAAAACUGCAAAAAGUUGGGUGGGAGAGGAGUAGCCGAACUGAUAAAGGGAAUGGACUAAUUUCAGGUACACUCGCUGGCUACAAUGAUCUCCCUUAAAAUGGAAAUCCCUGAUAGAGCGUGGGAGAAUGAUCCUGAUGGCAUAUCUCUUGCCAGUUUUAUUAACUCAAAUUUGCCAAACAAUGUCAGGGUUUUUAGUAUCUUGCCUGCACAAAGGAGUUUUGAUGUAAGGAGGGAGUGCUUAUACCGUGAGUACUUCUAUCUUCUUCCUGCUGAAACUAUUGGAAUUAAAGAUGGUUGUAGCUCUGAAGAAGUGCAAGAGCACUUGUCAGAGUUCAACAGCAUACUGAAAGGUUUCGAGGGAAACCAUCCAUUUCAUAAUUACACAGCACGUGCCAAGUACAGAAAAGUUCUUGCGGGAAGACAGCGAAGGGUGAAAGGUGCAAGUUCGACACUGAAGUCCAUGUCCUCUGAAAUGGGUAUGGAAGAAAGCUCUUCUGAAGAGAACACCCCUUCAGAGCAUGAUGAAGACCUGAAUAUUUCAUCAAUGAUUGAUUCUGGUGUAUGUGAAGACAGUUGUAUGAAUGAUAUUGCCAAAGGUUCUGAGAAUCGGGUGCAGAUUCAGGCUAGGUGGCUAUAUCCUAUAUGAGCCUGAUGAGAGUGAUAGACUAAAUGCUUCACAUUUCAGAGAUAUUAUCACCUGUUCCUGUGGCGAAUUGCAGAGUUCAUCAGGAAUUCAAUUUGUGGAAUUGACCAUAUACGGAGUAUCCUUCAUGCUACAUCAGAUCCGGAAGAUGGUUGGAACUGCGGUGGCAGUGAAGCGUGGAUUACUACCCAAAGAUAUCAUUGAACUGUCUCUAGCAAAGUUUUCUAGAAUAGUUCUACCAAUAGCUCCAUCAGAAGUCCUGAUCCUUAGAGAUAAUAGUUUCUGCACGAAAAAUAAGGAAGGGAGAAUUGUUCGCCCUGGGAUCCAGUCAAUUAGCAAUUCGGCGGAAAUCAGGAAGGGGGUUGAGGAAUUCUACAAGGCUGCUCUUCUGCCUGAGAUAGCGAAAUUCUUGGACCCAACUAUGCCGCCAUGGAAAGAAUGGGUAGAGAACUUGGACCGGUUUGCCAGCAUACAAGAUUCACAGCUGGAUGAAGUUAGGGAGGCCUAUAGAAUAUGGAAGGCUGAUUAUGACCGAGUGAAGAUGGCUAGAAAGAGUGCUGAAGCUGCUCAUAAGGUGGACAAAUAAUCGAAUUGAAUCGUUCGCUGAAGAGAAUAUCAUUUUUCCUGGGCAGACAGUUCCUUAUACUGGAUCUACAUGAGUAAUGGUUGGCAACGUCACCACCCGUUUUGAUGAGGGGGAUUUUCUUGUAAUUGCUUGGGGUCUAAUACAAAUCUUAAAUAAUUCCUAGAGACUGGGAUCUGAGUCUAAUCCUAUCCAAGCAGGUCCUUGGUGUUGCAUUUCUAAUCCAGGAGAACAUGGGCAAGAGGCUGAAGUGUUGAUUGACCCUACCAGGACAGUUCGCGGAUUGAAAAACAUCGAGAUUGUCUUCGCUGAAUUGCAGACUUACCAAUCAAAGUGAGCAAGUAAUACACUUCCUCUGAUCUACUUCACUCAUGUGGAGCCAUUGUGGUCCAGUUAACCUUUUUUGAACAAUGGCUUGUACUGCUUUACUUCAUAUUAUCCAUUCAUCAAGCAGCCUAUAUUGUUCUUCA